UCAUGCGAUAAGAUUCGAAUAGUAAAUCUAUUACCAUUUCACUUAAGUAUGCGUCAUGCAAGCUUUUCUAGUAUUGAAGAAAUAUUUUACGAUUAUUAUAAUUUCAUGAUGUGUGAACAUAUAUUGUUUGAAUUUUAAAUAUUUAAAAUUUUGACAUAAAGUAAAUGAAAAAAUCAAAUAUCAUGUGAAAAUUUUAAAAUAAUAAAUAACUGGAUAUCGAUUAUGGUUUCAAGAUUUUGAAUAAUAAUUUUAUCAUCAUGACUUUACCAUUUGAUAAGAAAUGAAAUAAUUAAUAAUUCAAGUCACAUAAAAGUGUUACACAUGAUGAAAACUACUUAAAUUUAAAUAAAGUAUUUGAAAUAUAUACUAAAAAAAUUUAGAUAACUGUAAAAUUAAUUAAUUAUAAGUAAAGUUACUGUCACAAUAAGACUUUUGAGUUCAAAAUUGAAAUUAUUAAUUGAAAUGGACCCUUUUUUGAAUUUAAGAUAUCAGAUAUUAGUAGAUUGUACUUACGCUUAACCAUCCAUCAUUUUGCGGGAAUGUGUUUGUAUGUGUAUAUAUAAAGGGCAAACCGGUGCACCAUUGGAUCAAAUGUCACGAUUAAGAGUUCUCUUUUGCUCUGUGUGACAAACUGACAAUCAGCGCCCAAACGCUUUCCAACGCACCACGUCCGCCAUUACUUUUCCCUUCAUCUUUGGUUAAGUAGAAAGAAAACAGAAUGGGAAGGCUAUUCGUGAUCACUCUCGACGGAAGCGUUUAUAGCUGCAAGCACUGCCAAACCCAUCUUGCUCUCCUCGAUGACAUUAUCUCUAAGUCUUUCCACUGCAGGCAUGGAAAGGCUUAUCUCUUUGAUAGGGUUGUGAAUAUCACAGUAGGAGAGAAAGAAGAGCGCUUGAUGAUGACUGGGAUGCACACUGUUGUUGAUAUAUUCUGUGUUGGGUGUGGCUCGAUCGUGGGAUGGAAAUACGAGGCUGCACAUGAGAAGACACAGAAGUACAAAGAGGGAAAAUUCAUUCUUGAGAGGUUUAAGGUGUUGGGCCCUGAUGGAAGCAAUUACUUGCUACAUCAUACUUCUAUCCGCUUCUUGAAAUGCUGGCUUUUGGAGGCAUUGCCUUAAUUUCUUUUGUUCCCCUUUUGAUAGAUGGCCGCAUGUUAAUCAAAAAUUUUGUUGCUUUGAGGUUGAAUCAUGGUUCUAUCGGCCCAAAGACAGGCUUGGGCUAGGCAACCUGAAGGAUCCAAAUUCUAUGGCCAUGGCGGAUUAGGUAGGCUUGACCCAUUUUAAUGCCUUUAAUUAAGAAUAUCUUGGUAAUGAUAUUGUUUGAUUCAGUAAAUCUCUUCAACCAGCAUAUCAUCUUGAUUUGCGGUACUUUUUCUAAGCUUGAUUAAUAUAGACAAAACCUUCAUCCUUAGGACAAGAUAUAGGUAGGAUUUAAGUUCAUGUGUGACCCUGGCCCAGAUGGGAUUAAUUUGUCAAAGCUUGUAUGAAUGUGCUUUGCAUUCAUGAACAUCCUUUCACCUGCAAUCCUCUGACACCGACCAUUCAAUCAUGGAAAACUCUAGACUCCAGAAAAAAUCAAUCAAAAAAAGAGUGUAAGGCACGUGACCCAUGUGCAGCUAAGCUUUGUGUAAAUUCAUUACAAAGGAAACAAGGAAGGAGAUGAGAUGAAUUAUGAAUCUCUUACGAUGGGGCCUGAAAUGACAUGGGGAAAGAAAACAGAUGUGGGACUCAAAAGGAUUUGAGACCGCCAAAUUGGCUCAUUCCCCAGUUACCCUCUAUUGCUUUCUGCAGCUCUAAAUUUCAUCUUGAGAUCAUUUGAUUAGGGUAUUUUGUCCAUGUGAUCAGUAGGGGAUUUCGUGUUUAUAUGUCUUAAUCGUGUCGUGUCUAAACAAUUAUCAUGAAUUCAAA
Theobroma umbraticum is the source of this 1906-nucleotide messenger RNA. RefSeq names its product protein yippee-like. Lineage: Eukaryota; Viridiplantae; Streptophyta; Magnoliopsida; Malvales; Malvaceae. The record is from RefSeq and is a predicted model, not a curated record.